Messenger RNA from Plasmopara halstedii, 453 nucleotides. RefSeq names its product Membrane-associated, eicosanoid/glutathione metabolism (MAPEG) protein. Lineage: Eukaryota; Oomycota; Peronosporomycetes; Peronosporales; Peronosporaceae. Gene Ontology annotation, cellular component: membrane. The transcript has a single exon. The record is from RefSeq and is a predicted model, not a curated record. Bases 1 to 453 code for a protein of 150 amino acids.
AUGGUACUUGGAACUAUUAAAGUCUACGUUGCGUGCACUUCAGUGCUAUAUGUCAAAUUCUUGGCUGCUACGACAAUCCAAGGUGCUAAGAAGUUUGUAACGGGUGGUCGUCCUCCUGAGGAUACAAAAUUCUCAUCAGCAAAGCGUAAGCAAACGUUUGGAUUUGACAAAACCAGCGACACCGAAAGUCUUGAGGCAGCGCAGCGCUGGAAAAGUAUCGUUAUGAACGAUUUAGAGUCGAUUCCAAUCGGACUUCUCAUCUUUGGUGCUGGAAUUAUGGCUGGUGCAGAUCCAGUCAUUCAUUAUCGUGCAAUGAUCGCAUUUACAGUAGCCCGUUGUUUGCAUACUUACGCAUAUGCAACUGCGAUGCAGCCGUUGCGCUCACUAAGUCACGGCGUAAGUGUGACAGCAACACUAGUUGGCCUAGGUAACGCUGUGAGUGCAAUUUUUUAA